AUGGGGAAUUUUGACCAGGACAGGUGGAGGUGGAACUUCAAGUGGCGAAGGAAUCUGUUUGAUUAUGAGAGUGAUCAAGCUGUGAAUUUUAUGGAGGAGAUCAAUUCCAUACACAUUCAGAGAUAUGUUAAAGAUGUCAUGUUAUGGAAAGUUGACCCUAGUGGGGUGUAUACCACUAAGUCUGCUUAUAAAUUACUGAUAACACCUUCUACACCAGCCUCGGAUAGGAGAACAUCACAAUUACUAUGGAAUAUGAAAAUUCCUCCAAAAGAUGUAGUUUUCACUUGGAAGCUUUUAAGAGACAGACUCCCCACUAGAGCUAAUCUCUCAAGGAGAGGGGUGAUCAUUCAAGAUAUUGCUUGUCCUUUAUGUGGUGAUGAAUAA
This is a messenger RNA of Glycine soja, 384 nucleotides long. RefSeq lists its product as uncharacterized. The record is from RefSeq and is a predicted model, not a curated record. NCBI's taxonomy places the organism in Eukaryota, Viridiplantae, Streptophyta, Magnoliopsida, Fabales, Fabaceae. The transcript has a single exon. Bases 1 to 384 code for a protein of 127 amino acids.